This is a messenger RNA of Clupea harengus (Atlantic herring), 876 nucleotides long. RefSeq names its product ladderlectin-like. The record is from RefSeq and is a predicted model, not a curated record. NCBI's taxonomy places the organism in Eukaryota, Metazoa, Chordata, Actinopteri, Clupeiformes, Clupeidae.
CACUCCGACACCUGUCUCAGAAUGGUAUAAAAAGCAGACCAAACGCUUUGCUAAUCACUGCAUUAGUUUACUUUACCUGAACAGGUGUGCCUGAUACUCAUCUACAACAGCUUCCCCAGAGGAAGAAGAAUUUACACAAAUCAACAUGAAGGUUCUCAUACUGGCUGCUCUUCUCUGUAUGUACUCUGCUGUGACCCAUGCUGUGACCCUUCCUGCACCUGUCUCUAACUCGACAGCCUCCUCUACAGCGGAGGGCCUUCUGCCAGCAGAGCAUCUCGGUCAGUGUCCUUCUGGCUGGUUCAAAAAAGGUUCCCGCUGCUUUUUGAUGGUGACCUCCAAGAAGACCUGGAAGGAUGCUGUGAAGCAUUGUGUGGGGCAGCAAGGCAGUCUGGCCUCUGUGCAGUCUUCUGAUGAAUACAACUUCCUGCAGACUAUGGUUACACUUUCAGGCCAAUCAAGCGCUUGGAUCGGAGGUUUCUAUUUCCAGGGUGCCUGGCUGUGGAUUGACAGCGCUGGCUUCUAUUACACUAACUGGCACACACAGAACAAUGUGUACGCUUAUCCUUGCUUGAAGCUGAAUUCCAAUGGUGGCUGGUCAAACCGGCGCUGUAGGACAAUCUGCGCAUUCAUCUGUGCCAGGAUACUCUCCUGCUGAUGAAAGAAACCUGCAGUGUCAUUUCAUGUAAAGAAAAUGUUACAUGUCACUGACUUCCAUGUUAUGUAAAGGAAUAAUCAGGCUUGGAAAUCUCCAUAUUACAUUUUGAACAUUUACAUUGUAGUAUACUUUUGUUGUUGGAUAGAUCUGAAAUGUAGUAUUGUGGUUUAAAUGUUUGUGAAAUACAAUAAAUAUGUGCUUUAAUUUAUUUUACCUUUUGU